Lichtheimia ornata is the source of this 591-nucleotide messenger RNA. RefSeq lists its product as uncharacterized. Lineage: Eukaryota; Fungi; Mucoromycota; Mucoromycetes; Mucorales; Lichtheimiaceae. The transcript has 5 exons. Gene Ontology annotation, molecular function: phosphatase activity. The record is from RefSeq and is a predicted model, not a curated record. The coding region runs from base 1 to 591 and encodes 196 amino acids.
AUGAACCAUGGCAACAUACAACAACUACUGACACCACCAGAACAAUUUGGCAUUGUCGAGCCUGGCAUCUAUCGCUCGGAUAUGCUGCAACCUUUACACUUCCCCUUUAUUAAGGCGAUCAACUUCAAAACAGUCGUCAUGUUGAGUCCCGAAAUGCCCAAUCGAGUCACUUCCAAUCUUAUGGACGAAUGUGGCAUGAAGCUGGUUCAUCUUGGUAUGGCUACAUGGAAGCCAACACAGCCCUCCACGUGGCGACCCGUAUCCGAGGAAUUGAUCAAGGAAGGUCUCGAACUUAUUCUCAACAAAGAAACGCAUCCAGUUCUUAUCAUGUGCACAUCUGGUAUCCAUGAAUCAGGCACACUUGUUGGAUGCUUACGGAAAUUGGAAGGAUGGAAUUUUAGUUCGAUCAUCACCGAGUAUCGCGCCUAUGCAGGAACCAAGGCACGUUAUGUCAAUGAGCAAUUCAUUGAAUUAUUCGACCUGGAUUUAGUCACUCUUCCACCCAACCUCCCUGACUGGUUGGUUGAUCAGCAAAACAUGUUGGCUGAAGAAAUGGCCGAGCACGAAAAAGAUGCUGCCGAUGGCUUGUAA